Messenger RNA from Peniophora sp. CBMAI 1063, 3171 nucleotides. NCBI's taxonomy places the organism in Eukaryota, Fungi, Basidiomycota, Agaricomycetes, Russulales, Peniophoraceae. The record is from the annotation of a GenBank genome assembly.
AUGUCUAUAGUACAGCGUGCUGGGCACACCGAGGACGGUAGCCACACCGUCCCAGAACCACGACCCCGAGCUAUCUUAAUCAGUGCAAGGCUCAGAAAGGAUGCGAAGGGGGCCGUCAAAGCUGCUAUAGACAUGCUCGGCGUUGCGGCUUCUGUCACGCAGAGCGUUCCAUAUAUCGGCGUCAUUUCUGCCAUUCUCGCUGAGCUGCUGAAGAUUCAAGACGAAGUCAACACCUUCAAGUCCGAAUGCCACGCAUUGCUCGCCAUAGUCCUUCUGAUCAAGACGGUGGUAGACAGGGUGCAAGAGCAAUGUGUGGCGUCGGGCAAAGGUGCCGACGAGUUACCCGCGGGAUUGAUUGAACCCUUUGAGGACCUCGAACAAUGCAUCGUCAAAGUGCUGGAAGUUCUUCAUGCUUGCACAAACACCUCGUCAAGGCUCAGUAGUCGCAUACGCCUGUAUCUCAAUCGCACUGAGCUCCUGGCCAACGUGAGGCAGUGUCGCAUAGACAUGCAGACAGCACUGGACCUCUUCAAUGCGAGACUGCACAUACUGAAUACAUUCGCGAUCCGUGACCAAUGCAAGAAACUGGAAGGCCAAGACCUGAAGCUUGACAUGCUCUUGGAGAGACGCAAGGCACGUAGCUCUACGAGCAAUAUGCAUCCUUACCAUCUCAAACUCGAGAUCCAGGUUGCGUUACUCGAGCGAGAGCCCCCAAAGAGUCGCGAUGCUCAACUUCCCCCUGCACCUUCCGUAUUUCAUGGCCGUAUUCGGGAAGUCCAACAUAUUGUAGACGUCAUAUUGCACAAGGCUCCCGCUCGCAUCGGCAUAUUGGGACCUGGUGGCAUCGGCAAGACGGCAAUCUCUCUCAGCGCUCUACACCACGUAGAAGUCGAUGCCUUGUAUGGCCGUCGCAGAUUCUUUCUAUCAUGCGAAGCCAUAUAUACUGCUGAAAGUCUCGUACAAGGGCUACUGAACCUCUUCACGAUCGACUACUUAGACGGCCCUCAGGGCGCAGGAUCACCUCUGGAUGUGUUGCUUUCACAUAUGCGAACGACUCUGGAUGGGACGCUACUCUGCCUGGAUAACCUCGAAACUCCUUGGGAUGCAGAUACUCACGCCAUCGAGACUCUUCUUUCCAACAUCACUGCAUUGCCUCAUGUGGCAUUGCUCAUCACCACCCGAGGUGCAAGCCGCCCGAGGGGGGUCUCGUGGACGCAGCCAUUCCUUCCACAAGUUGAACCUCUGACCUCUGAGUCCGCAUUAGCAGUAUGGGAUGCCAUCUGCGAAACCCAUGACGACUUCUCUCUGAAACUCGUGCGGGCAGUGGAUCAUGUACCUCUCGCCGUCACGAUCCUGGCGCACCUUGCUGAAAGCGAGUCAUCCCAUGCACUCUGGACCCGCUGGGAACAAGAGCAAACCGAGCUCCUUCGCAUACACGGACCAACGCACCGCCUCUCGAACGUUGACAUAUCCGUCCAAUUGUCACUCAACAGUCCUCGCCUGCGCGGUGACAAAGAGCUUCUGGAGUUCUUCGGCGUACUGUGCAUACUACCGCAAGGCAUGCUCGAGUCGCGCAUAUCGACCUUCGUUGGUGCAUACAAGGAUCAACUGCCGAACAUGCGCCGUUCCAUCACACUUCUCAAGCAAUGCUCGCUCGCGUACCCAUCGAGAGAUGGCUAUCUUCGCGUUUUGUCCCCGGUGCGGCACUACGUGCAAACCUAUCACCCUGUAUCCAGCAAGCUGUUCCUACGUGCAUCGGAGAUGUACCGCGCCUGGGUUGACUGCGAGUUCUCCGACUUCGGCACGAGAUCGUCUUACGCGAGGGAGAAGCUGCAGCCAGAGCUCUCCAACAUCUCUGCUGUCUUGAGACGCUCCCUCCGCGACGAGGCUUGCCACGUAGACUCGACUUUGAGGGCUAUUCUAAACUUCUCUCGAUUGAGCCAGAUCCUAUUCGUCUUUGACGCGCCUAUCCUGUCAGAAGCUAUAGAUUGUGCACGAAGGAAUGUUCUACUCCAGUCCGAAGCAAACCUCCUGCUCGAAAAGGGAAAGACGCACUUCUUCCAGUUUCAGAGAGACGAUGCACUCUCCGUGCUUUUGGAGGCGCGGCCUUUGUAUCAGCGCCUGCAGGAUAAAGCAGGAGAAGCAGAGUGUCUGCAGGCUACCGGGGACGUUCUCCGGCUUCUUGAUCGCAUACGAGAAGCCAUCAGCACCUUUCAACUCGCAUUGAGCCUGUUCGUGGAGAUUGGAUACCGGCGAGGCCAAGCCAGCACCUUGACGAGAUUGGGAGAGCUACAAGUUCGCUCAGGAUUGCUUGAUGAAGCGGAGCACUCCUUGCGCUCAGCACUGCAGCUAUAUAGCAACGAAACAGGCGUGCGUUUGGGAGAGGCCAACGCCAUGCGUCAUCUGGGCGGCUUGUACGUCCGGCUCGGCCGAGUUGACGACGCCGAGAACGCUUUGCGAUCAGCGCUCCGACUAUAUGAUGCGAUCAACGCUACCCUGGGAAGGGCAAACACUUGGCUGAUCAUGGCUAAGUGGUACCUCCAGCUGGAGCGAUUUAGAGAAGCAGAAUCCGCCGCGCAGCAUGCCUUGGACAUCUACCUUGACAUCGGAGGACGCAUCGGCGAAGCGCACGUAUUGAACUGCGUUGGGCGGCUGUAUACCCGGACCAAUCGACUGGCAGAGGCAGAGCGGACUCUACAGUCGGCUCUUGCUUUGUAUCAAGCACUUGGCAAUCGACUGGAGGAGGUCAACGUCAUGAACCUCCUUGGGUUCGUGUAUCGCCGACUGGGUCGUUGGGAAGAGGCCGAUACCAUCCUUCGCUCUUCCGCUGACAUCUGUCAGCGUGACGCCUUUGUGCUGGCUCUAGGUACAUCCCACCGCUAUCUGGGACUCUUACAACGCGAUCGCGGUUUUUUGACCGAGGCGAAAGCAUCCUUCGAACAAGCCUUACGCCAUUAUGAAAACGGUCACCAUCCCGAGAGCGUUGCGCGCGCCCUACGAGAUCUAUCAUCAUUCGAUGCGUUGGAUAGGGAUGAUAGCCUUGGGGCUUCUCUGGUGGACUUCCCAGAUAUCUCUCUAUCCGACCCAGAGACAGCCUCGAUACGGGUAGAACAUCCUCUUCCAGCGGCACAGUUCUUAGUCAGCAGGGAUGUGUUUCACAGUGCAGAAUAG